AUGGCAAAUCGCCCGCGCAGUCGUGUUGCGCCUGCGCCAGCCAUGGCGGCUGCCGGCAUGCCCGAUAUAGAGGCACAUCUAUCCCAAAUAAAAACGCGCUCCAUCGAGAAAACGCUACUCCCACUCAUCAAGCAGAUUAGCAGCCUGGUGGCGACUCGGGGAGAGGCAGCUGCAGGGGGCGCGGCGGUGCAGCGUGUAGGUGCCGCUGUCUGCUGUGCUGUCGAGAGAUUUGUUGCCGUUGGUGAAACUAUAGCUGACGAUAAUCCCGACGUUCGACACAGUAUGGUGCUUGCUUGCAAAGAAGCCAGGGCUGCAGGUCGGGCGAUAGAGCGGGUGUGUACGGGAGCAGACGGUUCUGGCAUGAUAUCGGCAGCUAGAGCCUUGCUGGCCUCUGUUACACGGGUACUACUAUUGGCCGACAUGGUUGUUGUAAGGCAACUGCUGCUGGCUAAGGAUAAGGUUGCGCGAUCGUUAGAUCGUUUAGAGUCUGUGUCCAACUUUGCUGAGUUCGUUCGUGCAUUCACUGAGUUUGGAGGUGGGAUGGUGGAGUUAGCGAGGCUUACAGCAGAGAGACGAGCAGACCUCAGGGAUGAGAGAAGAAGAGCACAAGUAGCCGCUGCCAGAAACGUUCUGGAACGUUCAACACUGAUGCUCCUCACGUCGUCUAAGACAUGUUUAAGACAUCCGGGCAGUGCGUCAGCUAGAGAAAACCGUGAUACAGUUUUCUGUCAAAUGCGACGCGCGAUGGACCUCAUACACUACGUGGUACGGGACGGUCUCCCGGGACACGACGAUCAAUCCCACGAGGCUUCACAAUGGGAAGCAGGAACAGCGUUAGGAGCACUUCGUGGUCUUUCAACACAAGUAAGAGCUGCUAGAGCUCGGGGCGGUGCAGACGGUGGGAGAAGAAGAGCGCUGGCAGCAACCCUUAGAGCCCUAGUUGAAAGAACGCAUGACUUCACCGACUCCGCGUACACGUCGCACGAGCAUAGACAAAGAAUACUAGCCCUAGCCGAGAGGAUAGCCUACGAACUGGAAAGACUAGUCGCCGUCGCUGUAUCAUUAGAAGAACAAGCCGGAAGUGGUAGUGGAGCGGCAUUAGAAAGUGCGUGUACAGGAGCAACUAGUGCUGCCUCAGAACUUGAACGAGCCCUGGUGGCUGCAGCAAGGGACCAGGCCCGAGAUCUAGCUCCUCUUGCUGAAGAAGCGAGAAAACUCGCUUCAGAUCUAGCGCACAUAGGUAAUCUUCAACGCAAAAUAGCAAGCACCUGCGGUGAGAGAGAAUCAGAGAGACUGCACAAUAUAGCUAGCCAGCUGCACGAACAAUUGGAUCAUAUAAUUGAGGUGUGUAAAUUACUCAGACACAUAGCGAUGUCAGAAACACUUCAAGUAAGUGCGAAAUUCGCUGAAAUAAACCUUAGAAUAUAUGGACCGCAAGUGGUUACUGCAGCAAGGACUCUGGCUGCACAUCCAAAUAGCGCUGCAGCCAGAGAGAAUCUCGAUGUGUUCGUUGACAUGUGGGCGUGGCUGUUAGCUGAUGCGGCUCGUCUCGCUAAAGAACUGCUUGAUCUAACAGAUGAGAGGCCAGACAAACAACAAUAUAGCAGCCUACCUAGACCUGGAAAACAUGGAACAACAAGUAAACCGUUGAAAGCAGUGAAACUGGAUUCCGAUGAGCAGGCGAAAAUAGCUAAAUCGGGUUUAGAAAUGAAAAUGAUGUCUUCGGAAAUGGAUGCAGAGACUGAAAAAUGGCAAGGAGCCGAUGAAAACAACGACAUUGUGAAGAGGGCGAAAAAUAUGUCUUCCAUGGCCUUCGCUAUGUACCAAUUCACAAAAGGUGAAGGUCGACUUAACACUACACAAGACCUCUUCACACAAGCCGAAUACUUCGCAGAAGAAGCGAAUAGAUUAUAUAAAAUCGUUCGGCAAUUUUCCUAUCAGGUACCUGCCGGAACAAUAAAGAAAGAGUUACUUGAACAUUUAGAUAAAGUUCCAACGUACGUACAACAGCUUCAGUUCACCGUGAAGGAGCCAACUGUAGGCCGAGCGGCGACCUUUAGCAAAGUAGAUAACGUCAUUCAAGAAACUAAACAUUUAAUGAAUGUCAUCAGCAAAGUCGUCACUACUUGCUUCGACUGCGCAAACAAGUACAAAUUGGACUUCACGGGUCUGUCGGCUGCGGGAGCAGGAAGAGGUAGCUCCAGGGACGAGGAGGCAGCGGGCGGCGGAGGGGGAGACGCGAAGCCCGGGGGGAGCUCAUCAGAGUCGGCCAUGUGACAGUACGGCAUGGGCCGGCGCGGCAAGGGCGACGCGCGCCGGACCAGAGUCAGCUUCCUCUUGUUUUAAGACAAACGUCUUGGAACUCGUCGCCACCGCCGGCAGGACAAACGGUUGAUUAAGGUGCCCAUCUUUGUCUAACAAUCGAGUAAUGAAAAUGGUUUUAUUUCAUGAUUGAAAUCUAUGAUUUACGAAGUUAUUAUGUCAAUUAUUUUUUUACGUCUCAUAAAAGUAGGUAGAUAGAUAGGCAUGAAAUAUUUUGUGAACGAAAUAUAAACAAUUUAUUUUCGUGUAGUAAUGAUGCGUGAGAACAAAGAUGCAACCUUUUUUAAAAGUUUGUCCUGAGCGCCACAAAAGAUUAGAUAGUUACCUUGAAACGGGAAACAUAUUAGUUAGAGUACUAAUGUUUCAGAGAAGUAGUACAUAUUAUUUUAUCAUUUAUUUGUGCGUUCACAAAGAAUUAUUUUCUUUGAAAUAUUUUGUUUCACAGUAAUGGCAUAAAUUGUAAAACCUUAUUCUUAACAACCGAAGUGGCGCUAUAUUCCGGCUAAUGAGGUAAUGUAUUAAAUAAUUGCUGUUAAUACGCGAUUGUUUAAUGGAUUGCUCCUUUUAUAUUUUAGUCAAGAUGGACAGUACGAUGUAGCUAUAUAUUUUACAGACCACUUGCGACACACAAAAAGCGUACUCAGAUUUUUCAUAAGGUUUAUUACAAUUAACGCACUCUUGCGGACGCGACGCACUUGGCUGUGGAACUAACGUAUAUUAAUUAACAUAAUAUUACAUAGUUUUUUAUAUAAUAAUUUACUACUAGUUUUACGCCGCGUCGCAUUAUAAUUCUAAAACUGUAAUAGCUAGCCAUAUACUAUUAAAAGCUGCUGACCGUUAUUACACUCAAGUAUCGAAUUAUUUCUUGUUGUAAACGUAUUGUGAUUAAGUCAAAGUAAAUAAAGAGUGAAAACGUACAAUAAUAAAUACGAGAUGUUGUUACACUAUAUAUAAUGUUACUCAUUGUUACAUUAAAUACUUAAGCAUUAACACAAUUUAUCCUAUUUCUUUUAUGUUAUCCUUUUAUACUAAUUCCAAUGUGUGUAUUGGUAUUUAAUGAUAUGUAUUUAAUAUUAUUUCCCUUACUAUAACUAUCCUAUAAUGUAUAGACGCUUCGACCUUAUGCACAAUGCUCUUUCCAUGUUCCUGUAGUAUAUUUCGUUAUCAUGCACGUAAGCUUCUUCUUUUUAUUUCAGCUCUGUUUAUAGAACAACCAUACAUGAUUUGCCAAAAAUAAUUCUAUGGUCAGACAACACAACUCGCGCAUUUGAUGUUACACUAUGCUGAUAAUUGUUUUCGUUUUAAUUCCUGUGUAAAUAUAUUGUCUGUUUUGAUACCUGAAUUGCGAGCGAUACAACGGUCGGACAUUGCAUGACUGUGGACGAAAAAAGAACAUAGCUGUGUGUUGCAUGUGUGUUAAUAAUCGUUUUUGGAUGUCGUACUUCAUCUUUCAGACGGGGGGAUGUUUAGUAUUAAGAUGGGGGAACUUGACUCUGGUGGCUGAGUGUACAGCACCCACGUGGCCCGAGAAACCUGCAGUGUUAUAUAGACCCGGAGGAAAAACGAACGAACGUGUGGCGCUAUCACAGCACAUCAUAUCAAUUAAAAACAAUUAAAAAAGUCAAAAACUUAAUGAAAAUAAUGUAUAAAGUAUAUAAAGACAGUGCUGAGAUAAAGUCACAAGACAAAUUUCAUUUCUUAUUGUGUUCUGCAUGUCAAUGUAUUGCGGCUGCUACGUGUUACGCAAACACCUCGCUCGGCAUGUCGCGUCGUCUCCUGAUAGCUGCAAUUAGUUGGAAUACCAUACGGCAAUAACAUAACAUAUCAGGCGGUAUAGAUAAAUACUACGAUGUUACUAAUAUUGAAACGUUAUUUAGUGUUUAAGUGACAUUGUUUUUUUACAAGUAAUAGAAUGUUGUUAAUGACUAACUAACGUGCCUCGCUGAAUAACGAUCGGAAUUUUCACUAUACAUAUAUAUAUGAUAGUUCGCGACUUCAUAAAUAUUUAAUAUUUUCUUGUUUUUUUUUUUAUGUAUCAAAACUCUAUUCAUGGUUCGUUUAGAAUAAAUUAGGUGUAUGAGAUAUUAUAAAUGUACAUAAACGUCUACCUCUUAAAAAGGGAUCGAGACCAUUUAGUGUAUAUGUAUAAUAAAUUAGGGAGCUAGAAUUAAGUUGAUCGCAAAACAUGUGCUUCAUCACUAUUCUUAUCUAUUCUUUUAUAAUGAAUUUGUCUCUGGAUUAUGUUCUGAUCUUUCGUCUCUGGUCUAUAUAACACUUUCUGUUUUAUUUAUUCUUCUGAGUCUGUGUUUAACUGUUAUGAUCUGUAAACACCAAUACACGGUUUAAAUUAUAUAUUAUUAUAAAUAUAAGUGACAUAAGUGCACAUUGUAAUAGAUAUAUCAUUGCUUGUUCAGGGGUUCGUUUAAAAAAUCGGUCCGUAAUAAUUUUAUAAUUGUUAAUAUAUAUAAUAAUUAGGUAAUAUAAAUAAAAGUAUUUGAUUAAUUUAAUAAAGAGCUUGAUCAAGCUUUAUGUAAGAGUUGUGAAUCGAACUUGCGGCCACGAGUAGAUAUUAUGAUAUAAUAAUAAUUUAAAUAUCUAUAAUUUUAUGUUCGUUUUAAUUUUGAUUUCAUUAUAGUUACAGAGAUAAAUAGAUUCAACCCUAUGUUUGAGUACGUAGGGAUAUUAAAUAUAGCUUUUUUUAUUGUUCAACAUCGUUAUUGAAAGAAAUUUGUAAAGUAAUUUAUACUAUAUGAAUUAUAAAUAUAACUAUAAUUCAUAUUAUUAUAUCUAUAAAUAUUUUUUAAAAACAUAAAAUUAUAUUUAAAAUAUUUAAAUGAGUGAACUAUUUAUAUAUUGGCUCGCAUGUUGUUCGAAAUGUUAAAAACUUUACUAAAACGUCUUUUAUCGACCUAGAAUAAUUAUUAUAAUUUCAUAUAAAGAUUAUUAUCGAAGUAGACUGCUAGACGCUAGCAUUAACUAGGGAUACUUAUGCUGCCAGCUACAUGCGACACGAUUCACUAGAAAUAUUGUAAAGGCAUAAGUAGAAACUAUACAUUUAUAUGCAAUAGAAGCCAUCGUGCCUCGUUACGUAGUACCUUAUAUAAUAACCAUAAAGGCAAUAAUCGCACAUUUUAUAACCAUAUUAAAAAGAAAAGUAUUUGAAGAUGUUAAUACAGGACAAUUUUAAAAGAUGUCGAAUAUAAAUUAAGAAUGAAUAUUUACAUUUUCACGCUAUUUAAUUUAAUUGAAUAAAGGGCUAUUUCAAUUAAAAUUCUCUCGCACGACUAUUAAAAUUCUAUGAUCUACUUUUAUCGGCUAUAAAUCACUACUGAUUAGUAUAGUACCUAGUUAAACAGAUUUGUGAUAUUAAAAGAUACAUUUGAAAAUUAGUACAACGUCCUCGAUUAUUUCAAAUUAUUUAUGUAGAAAAAUUUGUAGGACACAAGAGAACACCAAUGUUAAUCGUAAUAUUAAUAUUAAAGUAGUUUGUAUGAAGACGAAACAGAACGCGAGAAGGAAUGAAAAUUUAAACUUUUAACAUUUACGUUAAAAUAUUAUCAGUUUCAUUAAUUUUAAAAUAAUAUAACUACAUUAUAGAUGCAUUGUCAAUAUAUUUGACUAACAAAUAUAACUGGGACAGACCCAAGUAUAUGUAUGGAAGUUACUUUAAAUGUUACAAUCGCACUGUUUCAGUUUAAUCUAAAGGUCAGUACAAUAAAUAAAUAUACUUUUAUUCUUUUUAUGUACAAACUAUCGAGAGCCUGACGGUGAAACCCCCGAAGAGUAAUGUUGUAAAUAUUCUAAAUAGUAUAAUCAAAAUGAUUGGAUGGUCGAAUCAAUUUAAGAAUAAUAUAAUUAUAAGAGCGAAAUAAUUAGUAUUGACAAGAAACUGUUGUGAUCGUUAUAAUAUAUUCAAAGUUGCAUUUUCAUUAAAUAAUAUAAAGAAUAAUAAUUAGUAAUAUAUUUUCCAUAGUGCUGCCAAAAGUUUUAAUAUAAAUAGGCGUAGUAUUGUUGUAUAUGUAACGGGAUAUUUCGAGGUUGUAUCUGUAAGUGGAUUGUAUUUCAAUGUUCCGAUGUAAGUGAAUUAUGGCAUUGUGUGUGCGGACGGCGCUGUUCGCGGAACACCAUGUUUGUACCGCGUGGAGUAUCGGUGUUCACGGACAGCGUUGAGUCCGCGACAUUAUUUAUUCUGCAUAUAAUUAAAAAAAAAUUCUUACGAAAAA
Danaus plexippus (monarch butterfly) is the source of this 6545-nucleotide messenger RNA. RefSeq names its product alpha-catulin (gene alpha-Catr). The record is from RefSeq and is a predicted model, not a curated record. Gene Ontology annotation, molecular function: actin filament binding. NCBI's taxonomy places the organism in Eukaryota, Metazoa, Arthropoda, Insecta, Lepidoptera, Nymphalidae. The coding region runs from base 1 to 2277 and encodes 758 amino acids. The transcript is spliced from 13 exons. Gene Ontology annotation, biological process: Rho protein signal transduction; cell adhesion.